AUGACAUCGUUGCUAGUUGAUUUGGACUUGGGUUUAGGAGUUACGCCAGAGACAACUUUUUCUGUUGCUGGUAAACAAAUAAAGUUUGACACAGCUGAAGAUAUUGCCCCUUAUGUCAAGGAACUCAAUGAGUUUCACGAUGUUAGAAAGGUUGAUUUUUCAGGAAACACUAUUGGUAUUGAAGCCUCUAAGGCAUUAAGCGAGGCGCUUUUAGGCAAAGAUUCUAUUGUUGAAAUAGACUUUUCUGAUUUAUACACUGGUAGAUUAAACACCGAGAUUCCUCAGUCGCUUCAACAUCUAUUACCAAGCUUGUUGAAAUUGCCCAAUUUGAAAAUAAUCAAUUUGAGUGAUAAUGCAUUUGGAUUGCAAACAAUUGAUCCAAUAGACGAUUAUAUAGCCAAGGCCAUUUCAAUCGAACACUUGAUCUUGUCAAAUAACGGUAUGGGUCCAUUUGCCGGAUCCAGAAUCGGAGGCGCAUUAUUCAAGUUGGCUCUUGCUAAAGCCAAAGCUGGCAAACCUUCGUUAAAGACGUUUGUUUGUGGAAGAAAUAGAUUAGAAAAUGGCUCAAUCAAUUACUUAUCAGUGGGGUUGAGAAAUCAUAAGGACUUGGAAGUUGUGAGAUUGUACCAAAAUGGAAUUAGACCAGCAGGUAUUGCCAAAUUAGUGGAAAAGGGAUUAUCCUGGAAUAAAAAAUUGAAGAUUUUGGACUUGCAAGACAAUACCAUUACUACUAGAGGCGCCAUGAAAUUAGCCGAUUCCAUACAAAACUGGCCAGAGUUGAUUGAAUUGAACUUGAAUGACUCAUUGUUGAAGAACAAGGGGUCCUUAGAAAUCGUUCGAGCAAUAACUAAAGAAACAAAGGAAAAAUUGACAAUUUUGAAAUUACAAUAUAACGAAUUAGAGCAAGAUAGUCUACAAGUUUUAGCUGAAACUAUUGGCUUAAACUUGCCAAACCUAAAAUACUUGGAAUUAAAUGGUAAUAGAUUUGAAGAGGAAUCCGAACAUAUUGAUAAGAUUAGAGAAAUCUUUAAAGAGCGAGGAUUUGGAGAAUUGGACGAAUUGGAUGAACUAGAAGAACUUGAAAGUGAAGAAGAAGAAGAGGAGGAGGAGGAGGAGGAAGAGGAGGAAGGAAAAGGUGGCAUGGAAAAUGUGCAUGAUGAAGAAGAAGAAGACUCAUUAGAAGAAGACUUGGAUUUGGAACAACUUGAAAAAGAACUUGCUGGUAUUUCAAUGGAAAACAAAGAUGAAAAUGUUGACGAUAUUGCAGCUGAGUUAUCCAAGACUCACUUGAACUAA
Messenger RNA from Lodderomyces oxycetoniae, 1296 nucleotides. RefSeq names its product GTPase-activating protein (gene RNA1). Gene Ontology annotation, molecular function: small GTPase binding; GTPase activator activity. The record is from RefSeq and is a predicted model, not a curated record. The transcript has a single exon. Gene Ontology annotation, biological process: nucleocytoplasmic transport; activation of GTPase activity. Bases 1 to 1296 code for a protein of 431 amino acids. NCBI's taxonomy places the organism in Eukaryota, Fungi, Ascomycota, Pichiomycetes, Serinales, Debaryomycetaceae. Gene Ontology annotation, cellular component: nucleus; perinuclear region of cytoplasm; cytosol.